AUGGUACCAUUGAUGGAACGCCUCGUCCGGCUCGCUCUUAUCCUCUCCUCCCCUACCCUCCUAAUCUCAACCGCAACCGCCAGCACCACGGAUCGGGACCCUACUCGGCCAUGGGAAGCCUACAUCAAGAGCCCAUCCUCCCGGACCGUCCUCCCGAAACAAAUCCACGCCGUCUCCGGCCCGGCAGAGGUGACGUCCGCCGAUGACGGAAGCUUUCUUCUGGCCCUCCAACCCGGGGGCCAAGUCUCCCUCGACUUUGGCUACGUCGGCGGUCUCUUAUCCAUGACAACGGAAUCACGAGACGUAUCGUUGUCGUCCAAGAACUCAUCAGAGCCGCACUUCUCCCUCGCCUUCGCGGAAUCCCCAUCCUUCGUCCGCGCCAUCUCAGACGACACGGGCGCAACACCCUCCCAGGACUACGACAAAGUCCUCAACGUCACCGUACCUCCGGGAUCUACUACCCCCUCCUCGUACACCAUGCCCAGCGAGCGCUUCCGCGGCGGCUUCAAGUUCCUCACCAUCCACGCCUUCCGCCCCGUCACACUCUCCUCCAUCGUCUGCCACCUAGGCUACUCCCCCUCGCAGCAGGCGCCCAACGUCUGGCCAGGCCACUUCUACACCCCCGACGACGACCUCCUCACGCGCGCCUGGCACGCCGGCGUCUUCACAGCGCAGACCAACAUCGCGCCACCCAACACCAGCCGCUGGCUGCCGCAGGUCAAAGACGGCUGGGCCUAUAACGCAACCCUCGGCGUCGAAGGCCCCAUGCUCCUCGACGGCGCAAAGCGCGAUCGGGCGGUCUGGCCCGGCGAUCUGGGCAUCGCGGGCACGACGGCGUACCUAGGCCUCGGCGACAUCGGGAUCGAGUCCGUUCACUACGCCCUGGAGACCAUGUUUGUGUACCAGAAUGCCUCGACCGGCGCCUUGCCCUUCGCCGGCCCGACUACGGGCUCCUGGAGGCGCGGCGCCAGAAGCGACACGUACCACGCCUGGACCCUGAUCGCGUGCUUCAACUACGCAAUCUUCACGCGCGACGAGGACUGGGUCGUGGCCCGCUGGGGCAAUAUCUCGGCGGGCGUCGGCUACAUCCUCCGCGCCCUCGACGACAGCGGCGGCGUGGGGCUCGCGGAGCAGGUCGAGACCAACGACUGGGCACGGCUCGGCGGCGGGGCUUUCAACAGCGCGCUGAACGCGCUGAAUUACCACGCUCUGUACGCUCUGGCCGGUCUGGCCGCCGACACGGCCACGGAGGCUAACGGGCGCGGAGUACAAGCAGAGACGUGGGCGGCGGCGGCGGCGAGAUUAAAGGCGGCAUACAACGUCGUGCUCUGGGACGCCUCGGCCUCGCUCUUCCGCGACAACGAGACCUCGGCGGGAGCGCGCCUCUUUCCGCAGGACGGCAACGCCCUAGCGCUGCAUUACAACCUCACGACAUCUCCCGAACAAGCCUCGGCCGUCUCAGCGGCGCUGCUCCGCAACUGGAACGACAUCGGGCCCGUCACGCCGGAGCUGCCAGACACCAUCUCGCCCUUCAUCUCGGGCGUGGAAGUCCUCGCGCACUUCACCGCGCGGCGACCCCGUCGCGGCCUGCGGCUGAUGAGGCGGACGUGGGGCCACAUGCUCGACUCGCCGCUCAUGACGGGCUCGACGCUCGUCGAGGGGAUGAGCGCCAACGGGUCGCUGUACUACCGCUCGCAGAGAGGGUACAACUACGACGCGGCGUACACUUCGCUCUCGCACAGCUGGUCCACGGGGCCUACGCAGGCGCUGAGCUUCAAGGUUGUCGGGCUCGAGGUCGUCGGGUGGAACCGGUGGCGGUUCGAGCCGCAGAUGGGGGACCUGAGGCGGGCCGAGACUGGAUGGAGGGACGGCAAGGGGGGCGAGUUUGGGGCCGUCGUUGUGAUGGUUGGUGGCGGCGGCGGCGGUGAUGGUGAUGGUGAGCAGGGAAAGGGCGGGGUGCUGGAGGCGGAGAUACUGACGCCUGAAGGGACUGAAGGGUUGCUUGAGAUUCCAUCUUGUGAGGUUGUUUUUGUUGAUGGGCAGAAGUGGGAUGGUAGUGGGAUUAAAGGAGGGCGGACGAAGAUUAGGGGCGAAGGAUGUCAGGCUACUUGUUGA
Messenger RNA from Colletotrichum orchidophilum, 2115 nucleotides. RefSeq names its product bacterial alpha-L-rhamnosidase domain-containing protein. Bases 1 to 2115 code for a protein of 704 amino acids. The transcript has a single exon. The record is from RefSeq and is a predicted model, not a curated record. Lineage: Eukaryota; Fungi; Ascomycota; Sordariomycetes; Glomerellales; Glomerellaceae. Gene Ontology annotation, biological process: carbohydrate metabolic process.